AUGUUUGGAAGAAAAAGUCGUGGGAUAGAUAAUACGGGUGACUGGAUCUCUGCUACGACUUCUGAAGGAGAUGAUGAUACAGAAGAUGGGCGAGAUCCUGCAAACCGAUUGUCAGAAGAUUUGAGGAAGUCAAGAAUGGGAUUCACGCAGGGCCCUGAUGACAGCUUCAAUGAAAGCGAGUUCAAUGAACAGGUUGAAGCAUUACGAAGCUCCAUCCCAGCACCUCCAAUGAACUUUAAACUGAGGGAGGAUCAUUUGUCAGGAAGCUCAUUGAAAGGUGAUUCUCUAUUAAUGUUUUCUUGUUUUGUAAUUUCUUUUACUUUUCUAUCUUGGUUGAAAGGCAAGGGUGAAGUUACUCUAUUGGAGGCAAAUCCGUGGAUAACCCCCAUAGUACACUGUACUUUGUUGCUUCAACCUAGGAAACAAAAUUUCUGGUGUUGUAGUAGCAACUUUUUGGCUGAUGAAUUUGAAGCUGUGAAUAGCUAAAAAAACAUUCCAUUU
Prunus avium (sweet cherry) is the source of this 501-nucleotide messenger RNA. The record is from RefSeq and is a predicted model, not a curated record. Lineage: Eukaryota; Viridiplantae; Streptophyta; Magnoliopsida; Rosales; Rosaceae.